UCGACGAUACUGUAGCAUUGCUGAAAGGAGCAAACUAUGGUAUCUGUUGUAAUUAUUAAUAUUUUACUUACCACGCAUCGUCGUUUUGGACAUUAUUUACACUGUACAUUGUUUAGCAGGCUUUAACUGGAAUAAAUGGAGGAAGAAAACACAAAGUCUUUAAUCAAAGCAAUUCAACAAGGAGAGCUGUGCAGUGUUAGACGACAACUCAAUGAGCAAGUGAACAAGCAGUCUGUCAUCUAUUCUCACUUUGGGAAAUCUGGAGAUACGGUACUGCACUAUGCUGCCAGAUAUGGACACAUGAACAUUGUGCGUUAUCUAGUAGAGGAGCUGGACAUGGAUAUUGAGGUGUUUAACAGCGACUACAAGAGAGCUAUGCAUGAAGCUGCCUCCAUGGGUCAUUAUGAAUGUUUGCGGUAUCUGAUUGCCAGAGGAGCAAAAAUAGACUGUCUAAAAAAAGCAGAUUGGACCCCUCUCAUGAUGGCCUGUACCCGACAGAACCUUGAAGUCAUCUUAGAGCUGCUGGAUCAUGGUGCUGAACCAAUGCUGCAGAACAAGGAUGGAUGGAAUGCAUUCCACAUUGCAUGCAGAGAGGGAGAUCCAGCCAUCAUACAGCACCUCCUACUGGCCAAACCCGAGGUCUGGAAGACAAAGAGCAAGACUGGCAGAACCCCUCUCCACACUGCUGCUAUGCAUGGCUGUGAGGAUGCUGUGAAUAUACUUCUUGAGAGCUGUUCCUAUGAGCCUGAUUGCAAAGAUAGCUGUGGAGUCACACCAUUCAUGGAUGCAAUAAGGAAUGGACAUAUAGGUGUCGCUAAAUUGCUCCUGGAAAAUCACCAAGCAUCUCCCUGUGCAGUAGAUAUUCUGGGAGCACAGCCCUUGCACCAGGCCUCUGUUACCGCCCAAGAAAAGGCACUGUCAUUUCUUGUGGGUAAUCUAGGUAUUGAUGUAAAUGCAAGAGCCACAAAACUGGAACUGACUGCACUGCACUAUGCUGCUAAGGAAGGUCACACAAGCACUAUAAAUACUCUGCUUGCCCUAGGCGCUGAUCUUCAUGCGAGAGACACAAAAGGAAGAUCAGUCUGUUUUCCAGCACUUCACAUGGCAUGCAUUGGUCAGCAUGCUGAAACUGUCAAGACACUGCUACAGCUUGGACUCUCCGAUACUGAAGACAACGCCGGCAAUAAAGCAAGAGAGUAUGCCAAAAAACCUCACAUAAGAGAAGUGUUUGAAAGUCUUGACAUUUAAUCAUUGACGAGAUGUGUCAUAUGAAUUAAUUAUUGCUUCACCUAAAUAAAUGCUUUUUAUGAAAGUGU
Xyrauchen texanus (razorback sucker) is the source of this 1316-nucleotide messenger RNA. Its product is annotated as ankyrin repeat domain-containing protein 16-like. The record is from RefSeq and is a predicted model, not a curated record. NCBI's taxonomy places the organism in Eukaryota, Metazoa, Chordata, Actinopteri, Cypriniformes, Catostomidae. Gene Ontology annotation, molecular function: protein binding. The transcript has 7 exons. The coding region runs from base 136 to 1248 and encodes 370 amino acids.